Molecule: messenger RNA, 2710 nt
Organism: Passer domesticus (house sparrow)
Lineage: Eukaryota; Metazoa; Chordata; Aves; Passeriformes; Passeridae
Gene: ZNF76
Product: zinc finger protein 76
Exons: 14
Coding region: 436-2157 (573 amino acids)
Biological process (GO): regulation of transcription by RNA polymerase II
Cellular component (GO): nucleus
Molecular function (GO): DNA-binding transcription factor activity, RNA polymerase II-specific; RNA polymerase II cis-regulatory region sequence-specific DNA binding
Source: RefSeq, a predicted model, not a curated record
GGGGAUGGGGGGCGGCGAUGGCGGCCUCAGCGCCCGGAGGAGCCUCAAGGCCCGGGGCCGCCUCAGCCCCGGGACCGCGCGGGACGAGCCCCCCUGUGCCCCCGCCACCCCCUCGCAGCCCGCGGCACGGUUUCCCCGGUGUCCCGUGGGGCCGGGUGCGCGGAGCGCGGGGCGAGGCGGCCCCGAGCGGGCCCCGAGCGGCGGCGGGCGCGGACGGGGCGGUUUCGCCUCGUUGCUGGAAAUGAAACGAUCAAAAUGUGGCUGAGGAAGAAGGAAGGCGCUGCAGCGCCUCUUUAAGAUCCCCCGUGAGCAGAGGGUGCCUGCAGAGAAAUGUCCUCUGGGGCUGUGCAGGCUGUGGCACCGUUUGCUUAGAGCCUGGGAUUGUGUCCCCGGGAAUUGGUCGGGAAAGGGAGCAGAGAAGGAGGAAUAAAGCUCAUGGCCCUGCCCUGUGCCCUGCAGCGCAGGACGAGCUCAGCCUGUGAAAAGCUGAUUGAAGGGCAACUCAUUGAACUUGAAGAUGGGACCACAGCUUACAUCCAUCAGGUGACAGUUCAGAAAGAGGCUGUGGCUUUUGAAGAUGGGCAGCCAGUGGUGCUGGAGGAUGGCAGCAUGGCCUUCAUACACAGCACAGCUAAAGAGAGUUACGAGCCCAGCACAUUCCAGGCUGUCCAGCUGGAGGAUGGCUCCACUGCCUACAUCCACAGUCCUGUCAUCCUGGCACCUGGCAGCACCAUCCUGCAAGUGCAGACAGAAACUGGGCUGCAGGGGCUGGCUGGGGAGGAGGAAGAUGAUGGCCUUGAUGUGGACACCAUUAAUGCACUGCAGCAGCGUGGCAGGAAGGGGUCUGAUGAGGAAGAGGAGGGAGUGACAGGCACCUGCCAUGUGAAGAGUAAAGACUCCAGCAACAUCUCUUCACAGCAGGAUUUGCAGGAGGAGGAGGAGGUGCAAAGCCACAGGAAGGGGCAGCGGGUCGGCAGCAGAGCUUUCCGCUGUGGCUACAAAGGCUGUGGCCGCCUCUACACCACUGCCCACCACCUCAAGGUACAUGAACGUGCUCACACAGGUGACCGGCCAUACACCUGUGACUUCCCAAGCUGUGGGAAAGCAUUUGCUACAGGGUAUGGUCUGAAGAGCCACGUGAGAACACACACAGGUGAGAAACCCUACAAGUGUCCAGAAGACUUGUGCAGCAAAGCCUUCAAAACCUCCGGGGACCUGCAGAAACACAUCCGCACGCACACAGGUGAGCGUCCCUUCAAGUGUCCCUUCGUGGGCUGUGGCCGCUCCUUUACCACGUCCAACAUCCGCAAGGUUCACGUGCGGACGCACACGGGCGAGCGGCCCUACCUGUGUGCAGAGCCUGGCUGUGGCAGGGGCUUCACCAGCGCCACCAACUACAAGAACCACAUGAGGAUCCACACAGGAGAGAAGCCAUACCUGUGCAGCGUGCCGGGCUGUGGGAGGCGCUUCACCGAGUACUCCAGCCUGUACAAGCACCACGUGGUGCACACGCACUGCAAGCCCUACACGUGCAGCAGCUGCGGCAAGACCUACCGGCAGACCUCCACGCUGGCCAUGCACAAGCGCAGCAGCCACGGCGAGCUGGGGGCCACCGAGGAGAGCGAGCAGGCUCUCUACGAGCAGCAGCGGCUGCGGGCUGCUGCAGCUGCUGACAGAGGCUCUCCAGGGGAGAGUCAGCAUAUUGCUUUCCUGUCAGAGAUGGAGGAAGAUGAAGAAGAAGAUGCUGUGCCUACACAAAUCUCACUUAUUUCUCAGGAUGGGACAGAGCAGGUCAGUCUGUGUCAGGAGCAGCUGCAGGCCCUGGGCAGUGCCAUCGGCGUGGUGGCACACAGCGGGGUCCUCGCCGUGCCCCAGGGACAGCUGCCAGGUGGUGACACUGGGGCCAUGGCUGUGGCCAGCACCGAUGGCACCGAGGCACAGGAGGUGGCCAUAGUCACUUCUGGGGCAGAAGAGGAGUCGGACAUGACCCCGCUCUGUCAUCAGCAGGUGGCAUUGCUGGCCACCUCCCACGGCACCCACAUUGCUGUGCAGCUGGAGGAGCAGCAGGGCCUGGAGGGAGCCCUCAGCAUGGCCACAGCAGUCAUCCACUACGAGCCAGUGCCACCAGACACAGCCCUGCCCCAGAAGGGGAGCUGAGGCCAGCAGAGCAGCUGUGGCAGGGGACUGGCAGCCCCAGCCUGCCGUGGGCAGGGACAGAGGCUGAGCCAGUGCCAGCGUGUGCCCUGUGCCAGCUGGGGCACUGAGGGGGCACAGGGCUGCUGGGGGGACCUGUCUGAAGGGCCCUUCCCUGCGGGGAGCAGGGCUGCUGCCUGCUCCUGGGCUCCGAGCAGCAGCCUCUCUUCAGGGGCACUCCUGCCCUCUCUCCAGGAAUGGCCCAGCACUCCCCUUUCUUGCCCACCCCUCCAGCUCAGGGGAAGUGGGCAGCACUUGCACAGAAGCCAUAAAGGCCCAUCAGAGCCUGCCCAGGCUGUCCUGAGCUUGGUAUGGAGGGUGAGCAGUUCCUGCCAUUGGAGCAAGCACUGGGAUGGUUCCAAGAGCAGUUCUCCCAUCUCUUUGUCACACUUCCUUUUCAAGCAGGGCUUCCAUGGCAGAUUCCUUGGCUGUGGAGCAGAGCAGCCAGCACUUGCCAGGAGCUGAGCAAGACCUGGAUGUAAAUGCUGAGUUGAAAUAAAAACAAAUUUAAAAUCUG